GGGUGAUGACGCCAGCUCCGGUUGUCGCUCUAAGUCGGAAGUGGGAACCCUCUGGCCCCUGAGACUGUGAGGUGUCGUCGCCGCCGGCCCUUUAGGCCCCGCCCCUCCCCCUAGGUCUGGAUGGAGGAUAUCUUAAAGUGAAAUGACAGACCAGGAGAAUAACAACAACAUCUCAAGUAAUCCCUUUGCUGCUCUUUUUGGCUCCCUGGCCGAUGCCAAGCAGUUUGCUGCAAUCCAAAAAGAGCAGCUGAAGCAGCAAUCUGAUGAACUCCCAGCUAGCCCAGAUGAUUCGGAUAAUAGUGUGUCAGAGAGUCUGGAUGAAUUUGAUUAUUCUGUGGCUGAGAUCAGCCGCUCAUUCCGAUCACAUCAAGAAAUAUGUGAGCAACUCAACAUCAAUCACAUGAUCCAAAGGAUCUUCCUCAUUACUCUGGACAACAGUGAUCCAAGUUUGAAAAGUGGCAACGGGAUCCCCAGCCGUUGUGUGUAUCUGGAGGAAAUGGCAUUGGAGCUGGAAGAUCAAGACUGGCUUGAUAUGAACAAUAUUGAGCAGGCCAUCUUCGCUCGGUUAUUACUUCAGGAUCCAGGAAACCACUUGAUUAACAUGACUUCUUCUACAACAUUAAAUCUCUCUGCUGAUCGAGAUGCAGGGGAGAGGCACAUCUUUCAUUACCUUUACUCCUGCUUCCAAAGAGCUAAGGAAGAGAUUACCAAAGUUCCAGAGAACCUGCUGCCCUUUGCAGUGCAAUGCAGGAACCUCACUGUGUCUAAUACUCGAACAGUUCUCCUCACCCCAGAGAUCUAUGUUGACCAAAACAUCCAUGAGCAGCUGGUAGAUUUGAUGUUAGAAGCCAUCCAAGGAGCCCAUUUUGAAGAUGUCACUGAGUUUCUAGAAGAAGUCAUUGAAGCAUUGCUGUUGGAUGAGGAAGUCCGAACAUUUCCUGAAGUUAUGAUUCCCGUGUUUGAUAUUUUAUUGAACCGGAUAAAAGAUCUGGAGCUCUGCCAGAUCCUGUUAUAUUCAUAUCUGGAUAUUCUUCUCUAUUUCACUAGGCAAAAGGAUAUGGCAAAGGUGUUUGUUGAAUACAUUCAGCCCAAGGACCUAAACAACGGGCAGAUGUAUCAGAAGACCUUGCUGGGAGUCAUUCUCAACAUCUCCUGCUUAUUGAAGACUCCGGGUGUGGUAGAAAAUCAUGGCUACUUCCUGAACCCAUCUCGGUCCAGUCCUCAGGAGAUCAAAGUACAGGAGGCCAACAUCCAUCAGUUCAUGGCUCAGUUCCAUGAAAAGAUCUACCAGAUGCUGAAGAACUUACUCCAGCUCUCUCCAGAAACCAAGCACUGUAUCUUAUCCUGGCUUGGAAACUGUUUGCAUGCAAAUGCAGGCCGCACCAAGAUUUGGGCCAAUCAGAUGCCAGAAAUCUUCUUCCAAAUGUAUGCCUCGGAUGCCUUCUUUCUGAAUCUGGGUGCUGCUCUUCUGAAGCUAUGCCAGCCAUUUUGCAAACCCAGAUCCUCUCGGCUCCUCACCUUUAAUCCCACUUACUGUGCCCUGAAGGAGUUGAAUGAUGAAGAAAGAAAAACUAAAAAUGUACACAUGAGAGGAUUGGACAAAGAAACCUGUUUGAUCCCAGCUGUACAGGAACCAAAUUUUCCCCAAAGCUACAACCUUGUAACAGAGAACCUUGCCCUGACAGAGUACACCUUGUAUUUGGGAUUUCACAGGUUGCAUGAUCAGAUGGUAAAAAUCAACCAAAAUCUGCACCGGCUGCAGGUGGCCUGGCGGGAUGCUCAGCAGAGUUCUAGCCCUGCUGCUGAUAGUCUCCGGGAGCAGUUUGAACGACUGAUGACCAUCUAUCUUUCCACCAAGACAGCAAUGACUGAGCCACAGAUGCUACAAAACUGCCUGAAUUUGCAGGUGUCCAUGGCUGUUCUCCUGGUUCAGCUGGCCAUAGGCAAUGAGGGCUCGCAGCCAGUAGAGCUAACGUUUCCUUUGCCAGAUGGCUACAGCGCUUUGGCUUAUGUGCCAGAGUUUUUUGCAGAUAACCUGGGUGAUUUCCUCAUUUUCCUCCGUCGCUUUGCUGAUGAUAUAUUGGAGACAUCUGCAGACUCCCUGGAGCACGUCCUCCACUUCAUCACCAUUUUCACCGGAAGCAUAGAAAGAAUGAAGAAUCCCCACCUAAGGGCUAAGCUAGCUGAGGUGUUGGAAGCAGUGAUGCCUCACCUCGAUCAGACCCCAAGUCCCUUGGUAUCCAGUGUGUUCCACCGGAAACGUGUGUUCUGCAACUUUUCGUAUGCACCCCAGCUUGCAGAAGCUCUGAUCAAGGUUUUUGUGGACAUUGAAUUUACAGGAGAUCCCCAUCAAUUUGAACAGAAGUUUAAUUACCGCCGUCCCAUGUACCCCAUCCUAAGGUACAUGUGGGGAACAGAUAGCUACCGGGAGAGCAUUAAGGAUUUGGCUGACUAUGCCUCUAAGAAUUUAGAAGCCAUGAAUCCCCCACUUUUCCUUCGCUUUCUUAACCUUCUAAUGAAUGAUGCCAUAUUCCUUUUGGAUGAAGCUAUACAGUAUUUAAGCAAGAUAAAGAUUCAGCAGAUCGAGAAGGACCGGGGUGAAUGGGAUAGCCUAACACCAGAAGCCCGCCGUGAGAAAGAGGCUGGCCUACAGAUGUUUGGGCAGCUGGCACGUUUCCAUAACAUCAUGUCCAAUGAAACCAUUGGUACCCUUGCCUUCCUGACAUCAGAGAUCAAAUCACUGUUUGUCCACCCAUUCCUGGCUGAGCGCAUCAUCUCCAUGCUGAACUACUUCCUGCAGCACUUGGUUGGCCCCAAGAUGGGUGCUUUAAAAGUCAAGGACUUCAGUGAGUUUGACUUCAAGCCCCAGCAGCUCGUAUCAGACAUCUGCACUAUCUACUUAAAUCUUGGUGAUGAGGAGAAUUUCUGUGCCACUGUGCCCAAGGAUGGACGUUCCUAUUCCCCAACUCUCUUUGCACAGACAGUCAGAGUCCUAAAGAAAAUAAAUAAGCCUGGGAAUAUGAUUGUGGCUUUCAGCAACUUGGCAGAGAGAAUCAAGUCCCUCGCAGACCUCCAGCAACAGGAAGAGGAGACCUAUGCAGAUGCCUGUGACGAGUUCUUGGAUCCCAUCAUGAGCACGCUGAUGUCUGACCCUGUGGUGCUGCCCUCAUCCAGAGUCACCGUGGACAGGUCCACCAUUGCCAGACACUUGCUCAGCGACCAAACAGAUCCUUUUAACCGUAGUCCCCUCACCAUGGACCAGAUCCGGCCAAACACCGAGCUCAAAGAAAAAAUCCAGCGGUGGCUUGCUGAGAGGAAACAGCAACAAAAGGAGCAACUUGAAUAAAUACUGUGAAUGAAACAAACCAAAAACCCACCCCAGAGUGUAGAUAAACAAUCACUUGUGGUUUUCUCUUUCUGGUUCUGUUCCUUCCCUUUUUCCUUUUUCUUUAUCAAUUUUUUUUCUUCAUUACUAAGUUAGAAAAGUAUUCUUGCUCCAAUUAUGAUCACUAAGAUUCCCCAAAACUUGUCUAUGUUCCCCCUGGCUUGCAGGAAAUUCUACUUCUUGCAGCAUCACUAAGUGUAGAAUCAUUACUAAUUUUCAGCUUCUGUUCAUUCUCGCUUCCUAUUCUAUCGUCUUCCUUUCCCUACCUUAAAUUAUAUAAGUUCAACUACUGGAACUUUUUACCACUUUACUCUUUCCCUUACCACAUACUGCUCAAAGCAUUUUGGUGAGCACUACUUUUAAGUCUACAAUGUCAAAUAUUUCAAUGACAGCUAAUGUUAGAAAAUGCUGUUAUCCUGUGUAUUUACUAGUCCUGAUGAUACAGACUUACGUCCUAAUUAAGCCCUUGUCUUUAUUAUAGCUCUGUAAUGUUGCAGAAUAACUUCAUAUAAAAGUAAAUACCUUCAUGUUUGUGUAGAUUUUUGAACGCUAGGUGAGGUUUUAAAAAAAGGAAUCUUAUGCAACUUUUGUUGGUAGUUCUAUGUUAGCUUAUAACUCAAAGGUAUCAUCACAAGACUAUGACAGAAUUGUUAGCACCAAAAAUUUAGCUCCUUGUCUUUCUAUAAGAAGAGUAAUGGGACAGACUUGGAAUAUUGUCACUUUAGUCACACACACACACACAAAUUCUAAAAUGAGAAUAAAUAGGAAGCUCUUAGGCCCUUUUCCUCUUAAGAAAAUCUGUUGCUCUAAGGACUAGGCCUGAGUAGAACUAGGAAAAAAAUAUUGUAACCAUGAAAAAAUGUCAUUUUAAGACAUCAGUGAGUCUCAACCUGGGUGUAUGUAUACAUAUACCAUGUGUGUUUUUUUGCAUUGGUAUUGUAUAAACUAAGUAUCACUUUAUAUUGUCCCUCCAUGUAAGAUGUGUACAGUGUAAGGCCAUGUUUACUCACAAACUCAUCCUAAGCAGGUAAAAUUCUAAAACUAUAAAAUGUAUAUAGAUAAUGUUUGUUUGGGCUUAUGACCUGACUUCUAAGAGAUACUUCUAAUAUAGCCCUAGUUCAUCAGUUAAAAUAGGAAUUUGAGUAAGACCUGUCCAUAAGUCAUUCUACAUACCCACUUAUCCCUGAGCAGCAAGUAGAUGGACCCCACUUCUCUAGGCUGAUCCUGAGUUCCCCACUCAAGUGAGCCACUUGACAAGCUGUGUUAGGCUUAUUCUUCCAUGGGAUUCUACAUCGGUGUCGAAGCGCAGAGAUCUAGGUGAUGAUGGGGAGAUGAGUCAGUGCUUUCUUCAGAGGACAUUAUUCGUAGCCAUGGCCUCUUUGAAAUAAAGUUGUUACGAGCAACACGAGUUGCUAUAAGCAAUCCUUGAUGUAAUGUUGAUUGUAUUCGUUGCAAAAAAAAAAAAAAAAAAGCCUCAAGUUAAGAGAGGGGCCCCUUCGGCCUUGGAUAUUAAAUUGACAUUGCCUAUUGCUGCACAAUGCAAUGAAAACAGAAGUCUAGAAUUUUGCAAAUCCUAGAAUGUAAGAUUAAUUCAGUGGGUCCCUGGACCUUUAGAUCUGGAUUGACAGGAUUUAUUUUCUUAAAAUGAGCUUCAUUUCAUAUUUAUUAUUCUCUUUCCCCUCUUGGGGAAUGAAGUGUAUAUAAAAUAAGCUUCUACCUACUUGCAUUUAUCUUCCAAACCCAAUCUAGUAGGAGAUUUUCAUUUUCAAAGGAAGGGGAGGAAGACCAGAGUUUUGCAAAAAAUAAAAUAAUUUUUUUUUUUUUAAUGGAGGAGAAUGGGCACCAAACCUCAGGAGACAGCUGUUCCAGCAGCUUUCUAGCUAACAACCUCUAUGCUGCCUCUAGUGUCUGUAUUGUACUUCUAUACAUAGCCUUCAGGUUGUAAGCCUUUUCUAGCAAGUUUUGUUACUUUGUUUUGUUUUGAGUUCUUUUCCUGAGAUUUUUAUGAAUGGCUAUAGCACCACUGAUGCUGCUGAUAUCUUUAAACUCAUCAAAAAAGCAAGCACGUAGCUCAAGGCCACUAUUGGCAAGGAAGCCAAGUGUCCUCUGUGCCUUCUUUAUGUAGAGUAAUUAAAAGACAUCUUAAAAAUCAGAAUCAAAAAUUGUCUGGAUACAACAUGGUACGCGUAUCAUUUGCAAGUGUGAAGAAGUGUUUAGUUAGAACCCGGCAGCAGCUCUGAGUCUAUUAGAGUAGCCUUUGUGACAUACCUAAGUUUUCUGUGUUGGUUUUGCUGGUAUAUAAUAGGAAAGUGAAGACUCUAAUUAGCUCUGGUAUUGCUCAUAUAACUUACCAAGAAGCUAAUACUAAACUUGAGAUUAUUUAAUUAAGUAGGUUUUAUCAAGCAGUUAGAGUUCUUAAGUAUAGUUUUUAAUGGUAGAUGAAAACUGAAGGAAAUUUUAGAGGUAUUUUAAUAGUACAGGUGAAGGCACCAAUGGCUGUUUGGUAUCACACUCUACAAAAGCUUCAUUACUUUACUUGAUGCUGGUUGCUAGGCAGCCAUUGCACAGAGUAAAAGUCUACUGGGUGCCUUUCCCAGCAAGAGGCUGAUGCUGCACUGUUGUCAUGCGAGGAAAUAUGCACAUGCUCUUAACUGCUAAACAGGAAAAGAACCUAGAGACAGAGAAAAUGAAAAACAAAACAAAAAGGUUAACUGAAAUAAAACUUGAUCAACAUAACUGUAUUUUGAAACAUUCCAGGAAGGUUACUACUUGUCAAACUUGCCUGGGGUUGUUUGUUUAAAACUUGUAUUUAAUAAAUGAACAUCUGACUUAC
Molecule: messenger RNA, 6218 nt
Organism: Perognathus longimembris pacificus (Pacific pocket mouse)
Lineage: Eukaryota; Metazoa; Chordata; Mammalia; Rodentia; Heteromyidae
Gene: Ube4a
Product: ubiquitination factor E4A
Exons: 20
Coding region: 143-3346 (1067 amino acids)
Biological process (GO): protein polyubiquitination
Cellular component (GO): nucleus; cytoplasm; ubiquitin ligase complex
Molecular function (GO): ubiquitin-ubiquitin ligase activity
Source: RefSeq, a predicted model, not a curated record